CACAUCUCUCUCUCUCUCUCUCUCUCUCUCUCUCUCUCUCUCAUAUAUAUAUAUAUAUAUAUAUAUAUGUAAUAGGUAAAAGAUUUGUGCAAUAUCUAUAUAUACAGUAUGUACCAGCUCUCAUCAUCUUCCUCGGUCGUCCUCUCUCAAUAUUCUCUCUGGGAAAGGAAGGGAAGGGGAAGGCAGAGAAGAUCAAUAUGGAGAGGAACCGCCGGAGACAAUCCAAGUCCAAAUUCAAAUCCAAAGCUGUUGAUUCUGAAGAGGUUAGCAGCAUCGAGUGGGAAAACAUCAUCAUGUCCGAGCAAGAAGAAGAUCUCAUCUACAGGAUGCAUAAGCUUGUUGGAGACAGGUGGGACCUGAUCGCGGGAAGGAUACCCGGGCGAACCGCAGAGCAAGUAGAAAGGUUCUGGAUAAUGAGACACAGUGAAGGAUUUGCAUUUCCCGGGAGGAGAAAGGAAAAUAAUAAGAAAGCGAAAAAUGGAGUUUUUAUCCAUUGACUUGCACUUGCAAUUGCAAUUGCUUUCCACAUUUUCCUCCCUAAGCUUAGUGUAGUUGAAUUUUGGGCCUUAAUUUCUGGGUCAUUUUCCACUUUGCGGGCCAUUAGCUUGAAAUCUGAAUGAUGGGCCUUUCUGACCCAAAUGCUAGUUUAUGUGGGCCUAUAGUCAAGUGAGAUUUCUACCGAAGAUUCGUUGAAUUUUCCAGAAAGUUCUUGUAAUGUACGCAAUCUUGGCUCUGACAUUACUUUGCUGGAUCCCGAUCCCAAAUCAUUUUCAAAGUCUACUGGUCAACUUGACUCCGUUUUGCUCAA
Molecule: messenger RNA, 808 nt
Organism: Punica granatum (pomegranate)
Lineage: Eukaryota; Viridiplantae; Streptophyta; Magnoliopsida; Myrtales; Lythraceae
Source: RefSeq, a predicted model, not a curated record